This is a messenger RNA of Gymnodraco acuticeps, 3087 nucleotides long. RefSeq names its product E2F transcription factor 4 (gene e2f4). Lineage: Eukaryota; Metazoa; Chordata; Actinopteri; Perciformes; Bathydraconidae. Gene Ontology annotation, molecular function: RNA polymerase II cis-regulatory region sequence-specific DNA binding; DNA-binding transcription factor activity, RNA polymerase II-specific; protein dimerization activity. The transcript is spliced from 11 exons. Gene Ontology annotation, biological process: regulation of transcription by RNA polymerase II. The record is from RefSeq and is a predicted model, not a curated record. Bases 265 to 1428 code for a protein of 387 amino acids. Gene Ontology annotation, cellular component: RNA polymerase II transcription regulator complex.
ACCGUCCCUUCAUACCUCGCGUGGCCAACGGCUCUUCUCCACCGAUCGCUCGUUCAUUGAAUUACUGUUUUCAGCCUGUUCAGCGCGAUUUACUGCACUAAUCUGGAACCAACCAGGCCGGACUAGCUCAUUUAACAUCUGUUGUUUUGCACACACUUUUCCGGCCUUCUUUUCGUCUGACUGCAGCGUUGAGGCUUGCUUUCCUGGUCUCGCUGGCUGGGUUUGGUCGGGGAGGCAGGGGAAGUACGAAGCUGCUCCCGAGCUAUGAUGGAGCUAGAGUCGGCCAGUGGCAGAGGCGAGCUGGGGGCUGUGGGGGACUCGCUGCAGCCACAGACUCCCAGCAGGCACGAGAAGAGCCUGGGACUCCUCACCACUAAGUUUGUGACUUUACUACAGGAGGCGAAGGACGGAGUGCUGGAUCUGAAAGCGGCUGCAGACACCUUGGCCGUGCGGCAGAAACGACGAAUCUAUGAUAUCACUAAUGUGUUGGAAGGAAUUGGAUUGAUCGAGAAGAAGUCCAAGAACAGCAUCCAAUGGAAGGGCGUAGGUCCAGGAUGUAACACCAGAGAGAUAGCCGACAAGCUGAUCGAUCUGAAGGCCGAGCUAGAUGACCUGGCUCUGAGGGAGAAUGAGCUGGACCAGCAGAGAGUCUGGGUCCAACAGAGCAUCAAGAACGUGACAGACGACUCUAACAACAGCCCUAUGGCGUAUAUAAAACAUGAUGACCUCUGUGGAGCCUUCAAAGGUGAUACACUCCUAGCGAUCCGUGCUCCCAUCGGCACACAGCUGGAGGUCCCCAUCCCAGAAUCGAUCCUCAACGGACAAAAGAAAUACCAGAUCCGUCUCAAGAGCUCAUCAGGUCCCAUCGAGGUCCUGCUGGUCAAUAAGGACCCCUCCAGUGCCUCUCCCGUUGUUUUGCCCGUCCCUCCUCCAGAUGACAUCCUUCAAAGCCUCCCAGCGCUGACACCUACCUCUCAGACGCCCACUGCUGCCCCCCAGGUCUCUAAAGCAGCCUCUAUAAAACCUGCUCCACCCUCGGUUACAGCAUCCAACCAGACAGCCUCAGUGACGGAAGUGACGAGCACCACGCCACUCACGCCAACAACAGACACCCCCGCUACAUUAACUCAGCAGCUCCAGUCUUCUGCCUCUUUGGACGGAUCUGUGUCAGCUCCUGCCUCUUCACUGUUUGAACCUAUUAAGUCAGAUCCCUCUGAAUUGCUGGACUUUCCCAAAGAACUCUCAGAUAUGUUUGAUCCAACAAAAGAGAUGAUGAGUGGAGACCUUUUAGACGACUUGAUGUCAUCAGAAGUGUUCUCGCCACUCCUCCGUCUGUCCCCCCCGCCCAGCGACCACGACUACAUUUACAACCUGGACGAGACAGAAGGGCUCUGCGACCUCUUCGACGUGCCCAUCCUUAAUCUCUGACCCCUAAAAAUAUUGUCAAGACUUGCUAAUCUACCCUAGUGUGGCCCCUCGCUUACAGUGGAGGUGCGAAGAGGUGCAGGAAAGCCAAUAUGAUGAUGCGCGUUCAAGGACACCUCUGCACCGACACGAUAAGCUGAGCUCAGUCAGACAGUAGCUCCUUGUACAGCCUCGUGAAGAAACACAGGCGAGAACAAAACAUUUUUACUUACUGCCUUCUCAAGGAAACAGUCAAAACAAAUGACAGAUAUUUCUAUUUUUAGAUCGUUAUGUAUGAUAAAAACGUCAUGUUUGUAUAUCAGCUUUCCCAUGUGCUUGUGAGUGACUGGAGUUUGCAUACCUGUGCGUCUGUGUGUGCUUGAGUUUUGUAUUGAAUGCUCUCUUGUGAGAUGUCUCCAGCAGAAAAAGAGAAACCCUUUUCCUGUCAGGUAAAGAGUCCCGGCAGACUAACGGAGCCGCUCACGCAUGGCUCGAGUCCAAACACCGCUGGUUAAAUAUGCACUGUCCUCAUGUACAUAGAGAAUAUAUAUUUUGUAUUACCAGCAGAUCACAAGACUAUUGUGUGAUAAUGAACUACAUUUUCAACACCGGCAGAGCAAUAGUUUGCAAAUAAACGAAGGUUCCAGACACAAAUAAUCAUUCAUGAAGUGCUUUGUUUUGAAAUAUGGGAAUUUAUCUUCAUCAAACCUGUCAAAGUUUAAAGUGUUUUUGUGAACCAGUUAGAGAAAGAGGACAUUUAUUAAGUGUAGUUACUGCAGCUAACACACUUUGUGACACAAAGAGCCAAGGACCAAAAUGAUGCAGGGAUGUAGUGGAGGGUUUAAGAAAUGUACGUUUUUAUAAAUAAAUACUUUUUAGAUCAAGGAGUUUAUUUAAAUGAAUGUCUCCUCCAACUGGUUCAAUAGUGCCACUGCUGCUACGACAGGUCUGAUUUUGUAACAACUGGAACACGUCAUAAGAAAAGCUUUUCCCCCCCUCGCCAAAAUGAUUUCAAUUAUUAUGUAUAUGAAUACCAUUGUACUCAGUUCAUUUGUAUGUAAAGGGUCAUGUGUGUAUUUUUACUGAUGCACUGAAUAUAGUAACGAUGUCAUGAAAAACACUCCUGUAUUUUUCUUGUUUUUGUAUAUUUUGCAAAGAUUAAAUUGUUUUCUCUGAAAAGACACACUGCUUAUCAGUCUACAUUUUAUUUUUCAAACGCUUUUAUUUUUCUCUGUGCAUGGGGCAGGUGAGUCCAGGAUGCGUUAUUCAUCUAAGUACAAUAUGGAGAUUAUUCAUAUUUCUACAGUGCUUCUUUUUAUGUAAUAUCCUCCUGUUUUCGCCCUGGAUGUGUUGUACUGUUUAUAUCCUUACCGCUUGUAUAGAAUAGCAUUUAUUUUUUAUUCUGGAUAUAAAUAUUAUAACUGCUACUAAUUCAGGGCUACACUUCAUAGCUUUUGAAUUUCAAACACAAAACCUGCUGCUUAAUCAAAGCAUCCUGUGUCAUUGUUGCACUUCACAUCACACAUCAUCUUAUCUGGUCCGAUCAGGAGCCAGUCAUUGUGUUUGGACAGUGCCAGGGAGUUCAACAGUACUGGGGGCAAUGGAUUCUGUGUGAGACUCGAUCCUACUAUUGCCAAGCUGUAGAUGCAUCAAACGAAACAAAAUAAAAACUCUUCUCUGAUA